AUGGAAGAUAGUUCAUCUUCGGCGAUUAGUAAUUCGUCCGGAAGAGAACAUUCAGAUAAUGAACUUCCACGAUCAUUAAAUAUACAAUCAGAUGGUAUGAAGCAUCAAAAAAGAUCCACAAAAAGCAUAUUAAAAGAAAUAAUUCCAACACAACUCAAUAAUCAAGUAGAUUUCGUCACAUCUGAUGUAAUAGCUGUCGUUUUCUUCAUUUUCGUCGGAGUUUUCCUCAGAGCUUUUCGCAUUUACUAUCCAAAUACUCCAGUCUUCGAUGAAGUUCAUUUUGGUACAUACAUCAAUAAUUAUAUGAAAGGAACAUACUUUACAGAUAUCCAUCCUCCAUUACCAAAGCUCAUUAUGGCAUUUUUUGCAUAUUUAGGAAAUUAUAAUGGAGAUAUUGACUUCAAAAAACUUCAAGAAACAAAAGCAGAAUUCCCUACAUUUGAAUACGCAACUCUUCGUCUAGUACCGGCUGUUUUAUCCGGUUUAGUUCCAGUUUUCACAUUUUUAACAGUUAAAUUUGCACAUUUAUCAUCAUUCUCAGCUUUUACGUGUGCUUGCUUUGCAUCUUUAGAUCAAUUACUAAUUACUGAAAGCAGAUUAUAUGUUACAGAUGGAAUUCUUCAUUUAUUUUCAAUAAUUGCCAUAUUUUCUAUCUUUGUUUAUGAAAAUUAUCCAAGUAUAGUUACUCUUAUAGCUCAAAGUUUAUGUAUUGGCCUCGCAAUUUCAAGUAAAUUAACAGCAGGUGGAUUAAUCUUACUAGCUUUAUUCAGACAGUUCCAAAACUAUAGCAAAAUAAUGAGCUUUACAAGAGCAAAGGAUGCUUAUAUCAGAUGUCUCAUUAUUAUCGCAGGAGCUUCAGUUGUAUUAUUUUCAUCAUAUUAUGUACAUUUAUCUAUACUUCCUUAUGAACCAGUUAAUGCUACAAAUAUUCCUGAUUGCAUUCGUGACUCUCUUGUCUCAAGAGAGGACCCUAAAUGGCAUAAAAGAUUCACAGGCUCUUCUUUUCUAUGGAGAAUAGUAACAUUACUAUUUACAAGCCAAAAGAGGAACCUUGAAACAAAGAAAGGACACCCUUACGCUUCAAAAUGGUACUCAUGGCCUCUUGUUUCAUCAAAUUGGUUACUUUACUGGAUAUCUGAUGAUCAGAAACAUUAUAUUGCAUGCGCUGGUAAUCCUUUCUUGUGGCCAAUCUUGUUUGGAUUCACUUUAUUUGCAAUUAUUUCGGUAUUUCUGACAAAUGAUCGUAAUUCAUCAUUAUCUCUUUUUGUUUAUGGAUAUUUAUUCUCAUAUUUACCAUUUAUUCUCAUUAGACGUGAUACUUUUUUGUAUCAUUACUCGAUUCCACUUAUUUUUUCAAUGAUGAUCUGUGUUUGCAUCACUGAAAUGUAUAUUCCACCAAAGAUUCGCUCUUUCUUGUUUUCUCUUUUUAUUUCUCUUUCUUUGUUAGGUUUUAUGUUGUUUGCUUGCUGGUGCUAUGGAUUGACAGUUCCUGAUAUCAAUUUCCUUGUAUUUUAUAAGCACUGGCUUAAACUUAAAGAAUAA
Molecule: messenger RNA, 1542 nt
Organism: Trichomonas vaginalis G3
Lineage: Eukaryota; Parabasalia; Trichomonadida; Trichomonadidae
Product: dolichyl-phosphate-mannose-protein mannosyltransferase protein
Exons: 1
Coding region: 1-1542 (513 amino acids)
Biological process (GO): protein O-linked glycosylation via mannose
Cellular component (GO): membrane
Molecular function (GO): dolichyl-phosphate-mannose-protein mannosyltransferase activity
Source: RefSeq, a predicted model, not a curated record